Messenger RNA from Esox lucius (northern pike), 2039 nucleotides. RefSeq names its product integrator complex subunit 14 (gene ints14). Gene Ontology annotation, cellular component: integrator complex. The transcript has 12 exons. NCBI's taxonomy places the organism in Eukaryota, Metazoa, Chordata, Actinopteri, Esociformes, Esocidae. The record is from RefSeq and is a predicted model, not a curated record. Gene Ontology annotation, biological process: snRNA 3'-end processing. Bases 183 to 1739 code for a protein of 518 amino acids.
UAUUUAUAUAUUAUGUAGCUGUUCUGUGCAAAAACCAUGUACCCGUUAAUCUGCAAUUAAUUAAGAUUUGUUCUUAAAAUGACAGCGUGGAACUUUCAUUAUCAGUCUGCUAAAAUCGGAGAUACUUUGGAGGUCCCCAUAAGCUAAUUCUGCUCUAAAAGAAACCCUUCUGCACUGUCAACAUGCCGACAGUGGUCCUUAUGGAUGCGUCUCUGUCAAUGACUCGUCCUGUGUCUCUGGACCAAGGCAGUGAGGAGUUACAGAGGAAGAACCUGGCUGUGGCUGGCCUCACCAUGCUGUUUGAACACAUGGCUUCCAACUACCGACUGGAGUUCACUUCUUUAGUGGCGUUCUCCUCUCUGUGGGAACUACUUGUGCCUUUCACCAGGGACUACAACACACUGCAGGAGGCCCUGAGUAACCUGGAGGACUAUGACAAGACGUGUCUGGAAGCAGCUCUACAUGGAGUCAGCAAUGUGGUGCAGCAGGAGUGGGGCCACGCCUGUCCUACACAGGUGGUGCUGGUGACCGAUGGCUCUCUGGGGAUCGGUAAAGGCUCUCUCAGACACUCUCUACAGACCCUGAAACAACGACCGGAGGAUAAGAAGUUCCCCCUGCCCUUCCCUUUCCCAGCCAAGCUGUUCAUCAUGUGCAUUGCCAGUGCAGAGGAGUUACAGAUGACUGACACCAUGGACAACCUGGAGAAGCUUCUCCAACUGAACGGAGGAGAUGGCCAGAUCUUCACCAUGGAGGGCCAACUCUGUCUGAAGAGUGUUCAGUCCAUGUUUGGCCGUCUGAUAGAUGCAGCCUACUCGCCGUUCCACGCGGUGCUGCGCUGUGGGAACCUCACCUCUGACGUCCAGGUGUUCCCCAGACCAGAACCCGUGUUCCUGGAUCAAGAGGUCGACCCUCUGCCCAAACACGUCCUCACGGACCUGGAGAUUGUGGGAUUCAUUGAGAUCGGGGACAUCUCCAGCCCCCCUGUGAUAUCCAGACACCUGGUCCUGCCCAUCGCCGUCAGCAAAGAGGUGGAUGAUGUGGGUGCUGGGGCCCCAGAGGAGCUGGAGGAGGAGACGUCAGCCAACCAGCAGGCAGGGAAGGCGCCCAACUUCUGUGUCCUCCUCCAUGGUAGUCUGAAGGUGGAGGGCAUGGUGGCGCUGGUGCAGGUGGGUCCGGAGUGGCAUGGCAUGCUUUACUCUCAGGCUGACAGCAAGAAGAAGUCCAACCUGAUGAUGUCUCUGUUUGAGCCUGGGCCAGAACCACUGCCCUGGCUGGGGAAAAUGUCUCAGCUGGGCCCCAUAUCAGACGCAGCAGAGAACCCGUACGGGGAGGAUGACAGCAGGAGUCCGUUCCCUCUGCAGCCUCCGGUCAAACGGAGCUACGCGCAGAACGUCACUGUCUGGAUCAAAGCCAGUGGACUGCAGACUGAUGUCCAGAAGAUCCUGAGGAAUGCCAGGAAACUGCCAGAGAAAACACAGACCUUCUACAAGGAACUGAACCGGCUUCGUAAGGCUGCCCUGGCCUUUGGUUUCUGGGAGCUGCUGAAAGGUGUAGCGGAGCUGUUGGAGAGGGAGUGCACCCUCCUGCCAGACACAGCUCACCCAGACGCUGCCUUCCAGCUGUCCCACGCUGCCCAGCAGCUCAAACUGGCCUCCACCGGAGAUUCACAGUACUCACUCUUUGAACACAACAUCAACCCUAUGCACACAGACUUCUCUGGGGGAGGAGUCGGCGUGUAGAAGGCGGGGCAUCAACCCUAUGCACAGACUUCUCUGGGGGAGGAGUCGGCGUGUAGAAGGCGGGGCAUCAACCCUAUGCACACAGACUUCUCCGGCGUGUAGAAGGCGGGGGGAUGGACAGUUCAUGUAUGUGGACUCUUGAAAUGGCUUGCUGUGUAAACCUGUAGUGCCUGAGGACUUCUGUCACUGUAACAUAAAGGCAGGGCAAUGGCACAGCGAUCUCAACUUUACAGACAGUACACAAGGUUUUCUGGUCAUGUUUUGUAUAUAUCGUUUUAUAAACAACUUUCCUAAUUGAUA